Pristis pectinata (smalltooth sawfish) is the source of this 3446-nucleotide messenger RNA. RefSeq names its product G protein pathway suppressor 2 (gene gps2). The coding region runs from base 234 to 1217 and encodes 327 amino acids. The transcript is spliced from 12 exons. Gene Ontology annotation, cellular component: transcription regulator complex. Gene Ontology annotation, molecular function: transcription coregulator activity. Gene Ontology annotation, biological process: regulation of transcription by RNA polymerase II. NCBI's taxonomy places the organism in Eukaryota, Metazoa, Chordata, Chondrichthyes, Rhinopristiformes, Pristidae. The record is from RefSeq and is a predicted model, not a curated record.
UGCGGCAGCGGGUCAAGGAGUGGCGGAAGUGACGGCGCCGGCCAUGGCGGCCGAGUGAGGGUCGGUGUGGAAGGGGAGCGGGAGAGCGGCGGAGCGGGGCCUGGUGAGAUGCUGCUCGACCCGCUGAGUUCCACCGGCAGGUUGUGUGUUGCUCCAGAUUCCACCAUCUGCGGUCUCUUACAUCUGAAGUGGUUUUGGGCUUCUCGUAUCUGGUUCCUUCCGAAUCUGAGACGAUGCCAGCCUUACUGGAACGGCCCAAGAUGUCGAGCGCGAUGGCGCGGGCACUUCACCAGCACAUCAUGAAGGAGAGAGCGCGGAAGCGGCAAGAGGAGGAGGAGGUGGACAAGAUGAUGGAGCAGAAGAUGAAGGAGGAGCAGGAGCGCAAGAGGAAGAAAGAGAUGGAGGAGCGGAUGUCACUGGAAGAGACAAAGGAGCAGAUCUCCAAGAUGGAACUGAAGCUGCAGAACCUACAGGAGGAGAAACACCAGCUGUUCCUGCAGCUGAAGAAGGUCCUGCACGAGGAAGAGAAGCGACGGGCCAAGAUGAAGGAGCAGAGUGACCUGAGCACCCUGACGCAGGCAGCAUACCCGCAGGCUCUGGCUAUCCAUUCCAGCCCGCACCUGAUCAACGUACAAGAAGGCCACGGGAGACCCGCUGGGCUGUUGGGAGAUCGCCCAAAAUCGCAGAUGUUCACAUCUGGGGCUAUCGCACAGAAUCGUGCAUUCACGGCACAGGCUGGAUUCACGGCUGCACAGACAGACCACCCACAGUACCAGACCGGCCAAGCAGGACAUAGCAGUUACCCUGUUAAUCAGACACAGCAUGGACCACCUUACGGACCAGGACAGGCCGUGACUUAUACCAGCAGCCAACAGCUUCGAGGGCCUUCUGCUUUCCAAGCCAUGUCGGCAUACCUGCCGCAUCAACAGGCUGCCUACGCGGUCCAUGGGCACUUCACCCCUCAACAAGGCUUUAUUUCCCCGAGUACAUCUAUUCCUUUGCAAAAGCAAUUGGAACAUGCAAACCAGCAGUCCGGAUUCACGGAUUCUGCCGGAUUAGCCUACGUGCACCAACAGAGACCUGCUUCACCUGGAGGAUUCCCCCAUGGGACCCCACCCCAGCAAGCCCUCCCAACCGGAUUCCAAGCAACGGGGCAGGCAGCUCCGCGGCACACGUACCUUCAACACAGUCAGGGUCAGCGCUAUUACCACCAGUAACGGCGUCCGCACCAGCUCCCCCACCCUCCCCCACCCUCAGUCCUGCUGUCAGAGGAGGAAUCGAUCGUCGUCAGGAGUCCAUGUCUCUGUGAACUGAAUGUUAGCCGCACCUGCUUUCACAUGCAAAGGAGGCAGAUUAACCCCUCUAAGUUAAACUGCGGGAGCAGAGGAUGGCUGUGGGCAACUGCCUAAGUGGAUGUCAGAUAGCAAAGGCCAGCUGACUGCCAGCCAGCAGGUAAGCCAAGCCACAUAAUCUUCUCUCUGCUCGAACCGCAGUCUCUCUUUUGACAGCCUGUACUGUAUAAAGCUCGCCGAACCUGCCUCAUGGUAUACCUGCCUCGGGCCUGGGUGACAGAAACCUGGCCAUCGACAGUCCAGUUGGAACGCUGCGCCAUUUAGAUUUUGCCUGUAAAUACCCUUUCAACUUGCCUUCCCAGCUCCUGCCUCCACUCUCUCCGUCUCCCCCUCUCUUGUCGAUAGGAACUCGGCCUUGACAGGGCAAUCUGAUCUUGUGUUACAGGUUACUGAGGGUCAAUGGUUCUCCUGGCUGGUUUUAGCUGCCCCCACCACAUACCUUCCAUUAACUGAUCCUCACCGUCACUGCUUGUUCUAAUCACCUGCCGUCCUGGAGGGAAUGAUCAGAAAGUUGUUCCCACACGGGAACGGGCCAUUCAACUCAUUGAGUCCAUACCGUUCUUCAAAGGACAUUCAGUCCCAUUGCAAUAAUUUCAACCCUCCCCGUGUACGUUCUCCCCGUGUCUGCGUGGGUUUCCUCCGGGUGCUCUGGUUUCCUCCCACAUUCCAAAGACGUACGGGUUAGGAAGUUGCGGGCAUGCUAUGUUGGCGCCGGAAGCGUGGCGACACUUGCGGGCUGCCCCCCAGAACACUCUACGCAAAAGAUGCAUUUCACUGUGUCUCGAUGUACAUGCGACUGAUAAAGGUAUCUCAAUAUUUCUGGAUGACACAGUGGGGCAGCCGGUAGAGCCGCUGCCUCCCAGAUCCAGACACUUGGGUUCGAUCCCGACCUUCAGCGCUGUCUGUGUGUGUGUGUGUGUGUGUGUGUGGAGUGUACACGUUCUCCCCGUGACCCCGUGGGUUUCCCCCUGGGGGCUCCGGUUCCCUCCCAUGUCCCAACGACGUGCGGGGUCGGUGGGUUAAUUGCCUGCUGUAAAUUGCCCCCCUAGUGUGUGGGUGAGGGGUUAGAAUCUGGGGGGAGUGAAUCAAGGAGUAAUUCAGGAUGGAAACAGGCCCUUCAGCCCAACUCGUUCAUGCCCACCAAGGUGCCCACCAUUUUGGCCCACAUCCCUCUCAACCCCUCCUAUUCAUGUACUUACCCAACUGUCCUUUAAAUGUUGUCGUACCUGCCUCAACCACUUCCUCUGGCAGCUCGUUCCACAUACCCACCACCCUCUGCGUGAAGAAGUUGCGCCUCGGAUCUUUCCCCUCUCACCUUAAACCUAUCCCCCUUAGUUUUUAGUUCCCCUUCCCGGGAAAAGUCAAUGGGAAUGGGGGGGGGGUAGGGGAGAAGAAUAGCUGACAGGGAAAAUUAGUGGGGGAUUGUUCUGUGAGCCAAGGAGAUUCACUGGGUUGAAAAUCCUGCUGCUGUGUUGUAAUAUGGAAAUAUCCUUCUGAAGUUCCACGCCCAGAACCGGGUGGGAUACUCCGGUCACAGACUGAACUUGUAGGGUUACCCGAGGGAAGGGCUUUGCAGUGAAUUCACUACAGGACAACAAUUUGUACAGAGCGGGAGCAAAAAAGGAUCAGACAAGCUGGCUGUCGGGUGUUGGCCGAUGGAUGCCAGGUACAAAUCUCAAUAGCGCUCAUGGGCUCUCGGAGAACAGAUGGGCCCUGGGGUUAAUCUUAUCCAAAAACAGCAGCCCCUCUGGCAGUGCGGCACUCCCUCAGCGCCGCUCCGGAGCGUCCAGUUGGCUCAAGGCUGUGGUGUGGAACCUGUGCCCAUUUGCCUCAGAGGCAAGGCGGCUAUUCGCAGUUUAUGCUGACACUUCAAGGGAGAUCAGAAUACCCACACAAGAACAUUGGAUGGGUGUGUGGAUGAAUCUGCAGUGUUCUGACCUCAUGAGAGGAUUCCUCUCUGCAUAGUAAAUGUUUGCAUUGUAUUUCUGUGUAAUUGAGCAAGGUUUUUGUAUGAUAAAUACUACUUCAUCCAAACCAGACGUUAUUGUACUUUCUUCAUUGUUGCCUCCUAUUAAAAGAUAUUGACAGUCUUAA